Molecule: messenger RNA, 1957 nt
Organism: Daucus carota subsp. sativus
Lineage: Eukaryota; Viridiplantae; Streptophyta; Magnoliopsida; Apiales; Apiaceae
Product: protein HLB1
Exons: 14
Coding region: 132-1712 (526 amino acids)
Molecular function (GO): protein binding
Source: RefSeq, a predicted model, not a curated record
AAAAAUAUUUUUUUAGUUACAAUAUUAUACUUACAAUCAUAAAGUUUACUCUGAAUAAGCAACAGAUCUUCAUGAGCAUUACACAAUAAACUUCAAGCUUUGAUUCAUUCCAACUCUUCUGCUAUCAAAACAUGUCCGACCAAGGAUCCGAACCACAACCCACUUCCACCCAACUUCAACCCGAAACUGACCCAGAUCCCAAUUUGGACCAACCCAGUAAUCCACAAAUCGGAUCCCAAGAACCCGAAUCACAACCCCAAACUUCGCCGGAAAAUGAAAUUGAGCCGGAAGCACAACCCACUUACGCUCCGAUCCAGACCCAGGAAAGCCUGCAACUAGAACAGGAACCGGAAUCGAAACCGGAACAGGCUAGUGCUGGUGAUGAAGCCAAUGCAGGUGAUCAGGCAACCGGUGAGGCGAUACCGGUGGAGGAGAAGAAAGGGGAAGUGAAUAGGACAUUGACAAUGAGGGAGCUGUUGGAUGAGUUGAAGACUGAGGAGCAGAGCGAAGAUCCUGCUGCCGCCACUCCUCGCAGUCAAGAAAGCACAACCCACCAACAGAAUAGUACUGCUAUGGAUUUGAUCAAUGGCGUGAUGAGUGCAGAUGAGGAAGGGAGGUCCCGGCAACGAAUUCUUACGUUUGCCGCACAAAGAUAUGCCAGUGCAGUAGAGAGAAAUCCAGAAGAUUAUGAUGCUCUUUACAAUUGGGCUCUGGUUCUUCAGGAAAGUGCAGAUAAUGUUAGUCCAGAUUCCAGUUCUCCCUCUAAAGAUGCUUUACUUGAAGAGGCAUGCAAAAAGUAUGCUGAUGCAACACGUCUUUGCCCUACACUGCAUGAUGCAUAUUAUAAUUGGGCCAUUGCUAUUUCUGAUCGAGCAAAAAUGCGUGGUCGUACAAAGGAAGCUGAAGAACUAUGGAAACAGGCAGCAAAAAACUACGAGCAAGCGGUUAAACUAAAUUGGAACAGUCCACAGGCACUCAACAACUGGGGACUUGCUCUACAGGAACUGAGUGUAAUUGUUCCUGCACGAGAGAAGUACACUAUUGUAAAAGCUGCGAUAAGCAAGUUCCGGUCAGCAAUACAGUUGCAAUUUGAUUUUCACAGAGCAAUCUACAAUUUAGGGACGGUUCUGUAUGGUUUAGCAGAGGACACGUCAAGAAGUGGACUACCCGUCAACGGAGAUGACGUAUCCUCGAAUGAGCUAUACAGUCAGUCUGCUAUCUACAUUGCAGCAGCUCAUGCAUUGAAACCAAAUUACUCAGUCUAUACCAGUGCUUUGAAGUUGGUGCGGUCUAUGCUACCUUUACCUUACCUAAAGGUUGGAUACCUUACAGCUCCACCUGCAGGGGUACUAGUUGCACCUCAUGGUGAUUGGAAACGAUCACAGUUUGUACUGAACCAUGAAGGACUUCGUCAGAUCAACAAUGCAAAGGACAGGCAAAUGCCAAGAAGCCUUUCCAAAUCUGGGGAUGCAGAAAAUAUUCAUAAGUCGUCACUUGUUGAAAUUAAUGUUGCAGAUAUUGUGUCUGUAUCACCAUGUGCUGACCUGACCUUACCAGCUGGUCCUGCUCUUUGUGUUGAUACAGUUCAUGGAUCAUUUUUCUUGAUUGCUGAUUCAUGGGAUUUGUUGGACGGUUGGCUUGAUGCAUUUCGUUUGGUUUACACAAUAUUUGCAAGAGGAAAGAGUGAGGUGCUAGCAAGUAUAAUUGGAUAAUUUGUUGGUACAUCCAGAGUUGUAACCGCAACAAUAAUGAUUUUUGUAGACAUCGCUUUUCAUUAUGGAGACCAAGAGUAUGGCUUCUCAGACAAUACUUGUAUAUGUUAUUAAAUCUCAAUUACUUCGACCUGCAUUUUGGUUUAUCAAGUUGUGAAUGUUUGUCAUAAUGUAUCAUGCAAUUUCGUCAUAGUUAAAAUAAUAUUUUAGUAGAAGGAAUUCCCCAGAAUUUCAUCUUUUGAUUA